Zingiber officinale is the source of this 933-nucleotide messenger RNA. Its product is annotated as flocculation protein FLO11-like. Bases 1 to 933 code for a protein of 310 amino acids. The transcript is spliced from 3 exons. Lineage: Eukaryota; Viridiplantae; Streptophyta; Magnoliopsida; Zingiberales; Zingiberaceae. The record is from RefSeq and is a predicted model, not a curated record.
AUGGCUGAAGAAGCGAUUGCCCCCUGGUAUGCUCAAAUUUCAUCUUCUUUCGACAAGGAUGCUAGGCUUGCUAUCCUGGCUGGUUUUUAUGCUGCUCUGAUUGAUGAAGAGCUACGUCUGGAAGAAGUCAAACUUCGUGCAAAAGAGCAAGAGCUUCUUGCUGCAAUUAAUCCACCAUCUUCAAUUGGAGCUUCGGUCCCUUUGUUUGAAGCUUAUAGCUCUCAAGUGGCUCCUGAAAUUCUUGAGGUUCCUCCGGCAGGAACUCCUGUUGUUCCUUUGCCAAUUGUUUCUUCAUCAGUGGUUGUUGCUUCUUCACCAACCACUUCCCUUCCCGUUAUCGAGCUUACAUCCCCUGUAAGCUCAGAAAAAUCCCUUGCUAAAAUUGCCCCUGUCAAACACCCGGGAUGCAAACUCACUAGAGCUCCUCCCUCUAAAAGGAGACUCGUUGUUCCUGAUGAGGAAUUACUCUCAGAAGGUUUUGCUUCUGCCACCCUUUCUUCUUCCGAGGCUACUUUGGUUGAUCUCUAUCCUUCCCUUAUUUUUUCCUCUUCACCUUCUUCUAGCAGUACUACCCCUGGUAGUACCUCUUUUACUUUUCCCCUAUCUCUUCCAGAAUCGGGGUCUUUACUUACUUCAUCUUCUUCUUAUUUGGUUUUUGCUCCCCCUUCUAUUCUAACUUCCUCUUUUUCUACCACUUCCUCUUCUAUCCCUAUUCUCCCUAUAUUGCUGGGAGGUUCUUUCACCACCGCUCGGGAGGAAAUUCGCCCUCUCUUUGGAGAACUUACCCCUCCCGAGAUAAUCGAUCAAUUCUCUCAUGAGGAAACCAAGAUGGCCAAUAUGGGUCUAGCUCGACUAAUGCAUAACUUAUAUUAUGAGAACGAGAAGCUGAAACAACAAGUUGCUGAGAUGUCUUCUACCACCCUCUCAGAAUAA